AUGGAAGGCGUCUCUGUCCUUUUUUGGUUCCUGUGGUUUCUCAUAGUGAAUGUUUUUGUUGAUGAGGCCCAACAAAAUCCGGAGUUUUCGGUUGAAAGACUGUUUGAUGCAUUCAAAAAUGGAAUAGAUCCAGAAGUGUAUCAAAACAUAACAGAAGUAAUAUCUUCAAAGGGCUAUAAAACUGAAGAACAUUACAUAACAACUGAAGAUGGUUAUAUUCUCUGUGUCGUUCGGAUCUUACCAAAUUGUUAUCCUGCUUCAGGAAAACCAAAAGUGGUAUUCUUGCAACAUGGGCUUCUAGACUCUGCUCACACAUGGGUUAAUAAUCUUCAGAACGAAAGUUUGGGGUUCAUUCUUUCUGAUAACUGCUAUGAUGUAUGGCUUGGUAAUAGCCGUGGAAGUACUUAUUCAUCGAACCACUGUGCUGAAAAAUUAAGUUACGUCGGACACUCACAGGGUUGUCAAAUCGCAUUAGCGUGUUUCGAUGAGCAUCCUUUACUACAGUUACGUAUUGAUUUAUUUAUUGCUCUCGCACCAGCUGCAUAUCUGGGAUCUGUUAAAAGUCCUAUACGUUAUAUAGCUCCAUUUAUAAAAGCAGUUGAACCAGUUGUUGAAUGGUUUGGAAACGGUGAAUUUUUGCCAUCAAGCAAAAUUAUGCAUUUUUUGGGCACAUUCGUAUGCAAACCCAAUCACAUCCCUUUUGUAUGCAGUAACAUAAUAUAUUUGAUCGCUGGGUACAAUGUCAAAAAUACGAAUGUGACACGUCUGCCGAUCUACGUUGCGCAUACACCAGCUGGAACAUCGGUUCAAAAUAUGGUACAUUAUUGUCAAGGUAUAAUGACGGACCGCUUCCAAAAGUAUGACUAUGGAACUGAAAAGAAUUUGGAAGUAUAUGGUCAACCCAAUCCACCAUUGUACGAUAUUUCCAAACUAAAAGUGCCCAUUGUAAUUUAUCAUGGUGGUCAUGAUUGGCUUGCCUCAACUAAAGACAUCUACAAACUUAUCAAUCAGAUUAACUAUACUGUUUCAUCUGUACACUAUUUCCCACUCUACAAUCAUUUGGAUUUUGUAUGGGGUUUGAAUGCUGCUGAUAUAUUAUAUCCCUCAGUUCUAGAGCAACUUUCGAGAGUCUAA
Molecule: messenger RNA, 1134 nt
Organism: Heterobilharzia americana
Lineage: Eukaryota; Metazoa; Platyhelminthes; Trematoda; Strigeidida; Schistosomatidae
Source: the annotation of a GenBank genome assembly